Humulus lupulus (European hop) is the source of this 788-nucleotide messenger RNA. RefSeq lists its product as uncharacterized. The transcript has 3 exons. Lineage: Eukaryota; Viridiplantae; Streptophyta; Magnoliopsida; Rosales; Cannabaceae. Gene Ontology annotation, biological process: mitotic sister chromatid cohesion. Gene Ontology annotation, cellular component: Ctf18 RFC-like complex. The coding region runs from base 122 to 508 and encodes 128 amino acids. The record is from RefSeq and is a predicted model, not a curated record.
ACACAAAGUGACCCUAGUAGGGUAAAAUGGUAAAUGAACACAUAAAAAGGGCGGGAAAAUACGAGUCCAUAACUAUAGUCAUUAUAAAUAAGGGUAAGGGUUUCACAUUUUGUAGAGAAAAAUGGAGAUAAAGAUAAAGUGCAGUUGCGGAGGAGAGAAGUGUGAAGAGUGGGCAAUCGUAGAAGUGCAAGGCCAUGUUGAAGUUCAACCUCAUUUCCAACUUCCCAUCCAUAACCUCCCAAUCGGCCAACUGUGCCGCCCUUGUUCUCAGGAAGUGUAUACAUUUACUGUUGGGUACCAUGAAUUGACGGGAACUAAAGUGGCGUUGAAGAAGCCAUUGUUGGUGCUCAAGAAAGUGAAGCAAUCGUCGGGUAAUGUAGCUUUGGAGGUGAUUGGACUCAUUCGCCAACGGAUUUUGUUCAAGACCAGACCUAAAGCCCUCAUUUCCAAACCACAACCAACUAUGAAGGAAAGAGCCAGGGCUGCAGAGGCUAAGCUGCCAAACUAAAUAGCUUCAAGGAAAAUACAUCAAAGUAGAAUCAUUUCUAGAACUGGUGUUGGUCUCAAGAACAACAAUAGAACUACAGACCCAAAAGAGUCUUGUCCUAUUUUAAAAGCUUUGUUGCUUUUUUUUCUUCUUUCUAAUCUUCUUUUUCUGGGUCACUAUAAAAACAUGAUCUUUUGUGAGUGGUGUGAUGAUAUGAACAUGAACAUCCCAUCUGAUUAUGAAUAUCUUUCUGAUUUUGUGUAUUGUUGCUAUAUUUUAAGCAAAAAGGGUUUCGGGCUCA